AGAACUCAGGCAAGAUAUACUGCGCAAAUUGAAUAAUCAAAUGUAAAAAUGUUUUGAAACCUUUACCAGAUCAAUAUUAAUUGUAGGUCAUUAACGCUACUAAUUCUGAAUGAUCACGACGUCCUGUGAAGUUGUCAAUCAAAUGAACUAGCCAAUCGCCUUAAAGGGCGUUGUCGCGUCCGUGUUUGUGAUUGGGCGGCAGAGCGCGUACGCGCGGUGACGUCACCACCGGUACCCAAGCAGUUGCAGCGUGUGAACAUGGCGAACAUCAGAAGUGUCAAGGGUAUGGUGGGUCUGGUGACAGGAGGGGCCUCUGGUUUGGGCAGAGCCACAGUGGAGCGGCUCCUCAGUCAGGGGGCCAGUGCUGUGAUCCUGGACCUGCCCAGCUCAGAUGGACACAAGGUGGCUGCUGCUCUCGGAGACCGAUGUGCAUUUGCACCUACUGAUGUCACGUCGGAGUCAGAUGUAAGAUCGGCUGUGGAUUUGGCCAAGCAGAAGUAUGGCAAAGUGGACCUGGCGGUGAACUGUGCUGGGAUAGCUGUGGCUGUGAAAACAUACAACUUUAAGAAGGACCUUCCUCACAGUCUGGAGGACUUCACUCGUGUUAUCACUGUGAACAUUGCUGGGACUUUUAAUGUGAUCAGACUGGCUGUAGGGGAGAUGGGAAAGAACGAGCCCGAUGCAGAUGGACACAGAGGCUGUAUUAUCAACACAGCCAGUGUUGCUGCUUAUGAUGGACAGGUGGGUCAGGCUGCAUACUCUGCCUCUAAAGGUGGGAUUGUGGGUAUGACACUUCCUAUUGCUCGGGAUCUUGCACCAAUGGGGAUCCGUGUGGUCACCAUCGCCCCAGGUCUGUUCUCCACCCCACUUCUAGCAGGAUUACCUGAGAAAGUGCAGAACUUCCUGGCCAGACAGGUGCCCUUCCCUUCACGUCUGGGAGAUCCAGCUGAGUUUGCCCACCUUGUGACUGCAAUAGCAGAAAACCCCAUGAUCAACGGCGAGGUGAUUCGCUUGGAUGGAGCUAUCCGCAUGCAACCCUGAAGGAAAAAGGGAGCAGAGUAGAGAGACUCCAGCUGAAAUACAUAAAACUGGUCUGUGACUGAAGACUUGAGACAUAUUAAGGAUUUUCAGCAUGAAGGCAGGAUAUUUUGUAUCUGAGUGGAAGUGCUACCACUAGCAUGAGUAUUUAAUUUGUAUUUUUUUUUUUGCCACUGGAAAUCUUGUAGAUUUUUCAAGUCUUGAGUCUGUCUCAUAUUUAUAUACUGACUGCACUUCUGUGCCAAAGCGGUACUGUCCUCUAAUGACAAAUGACUGAUGUGCCUCAAAAGUAAAUGCAUUUAUACUCUCGUAAGGUUCUACAGGAGUCAUGCAAACUAAAUGUCUCUGUAUCCACAACGUCUUUUUGUGUAAAAUAAAAUCUGUAAGUCAUAA
This is a messenger RNA of Carassius gibelio (silver crucian carp), 1431 nucleotides long. RefSeq names its product 3-hydroxyacyl-CoA dehydrogenase type-2. The record is from RefSeq and is a predicted model, not a curated record. NCBI's taxonomy places the organism in Eukaryota, Metazoa, Chordata, Actinopteri, Cypriniformes, Cyprinidae. Bases 259 to 1041 code for a protein of 260 amino acids. Gene Ontology annotation, molecular function: estradiol 17-beta-dehydrogenase [NAD(P)+] activity. Gene Ontology annotation, cellular component: mitochondrion. The transcript has 6 exons. Gene Ontology annotation, biological process: fatty acid metabolic process; estrogen metabolic process; androgen metabolic process.